This is a messenger RNA of Drosophila ananassae, 2242 nucleotides long. Its product is annotated as protein apterous. The coding region runs from base 102 to 1511 and encodes 469 amino acids. Gene Ontology annotation, cellular component: nucleus. The transcript is spliced from 8 exons. The record is from RefSeq and is a predicted model, not a curated record. NCBI's taxonomy places the organism in Eukaryota, Metazoa, Arthropoda, Insecta, Diptera, Drosophilidae. Gene Ontology annotation, molecular function: RNA polymerase II transcription regulatory region sequence-specific DNA binding; DNA-binding transcription factor activity, RNA polymerase II-specific. Gene Ontology annotation, biological process: neuron differentiation; regulation of transcription by RNA polymerase II.
ACAAGGUGCACCCGACUAAGCAAAACGUCUUACCGUAAACAUAAGACGCCCGACUGACCUCAUCCUUGGAAAUAGACCUCGUGUCAUCCCAAAAGACGCACAUGGGCGUCUGCACCGAGGAGCGCCCUGUGAUGCAUUGGCAGCAGAGCGCAAGAUUUCUUGGGCCCGGCGCAAGGGAAAAAAGUCCAACACCACCUGUAGCACAUCAAGGGAGCAACCACUGUGGCAGUGCUGCAGGUGCAAGUACCAAUCAUCCUUUGUUCCGCACAUGCUCCUCAUCCUCGUGUCCAGAUAUUUGUGAUCACAGUACAAAGCCUUUCGGCAAUGCAUACAACACCGAGUCAUUCAGAAGUUAUGAAACCGCCGAUCGAGCCACUUUUGAAGACUCCACGGCCAAAUUCUCGAUCAGUCGCAGUCGCACUGACUGCACGGAGAUCAGUGAUGAGACAACGUCGGGCAUAUCAUUCAAAACUGAACCAUUUGGGCCGCCCAGUAGUCCAGAGUCCACCAACGAUAGCAAAAUAACGCGAAACCUCGAUGAAUGUGCUGGAUGUGGCCGGCAAAUACAGGAUCGCUUCUACCUCUCCGCCGUGGAAAAACGAUGGCACGCUAGUUGCUUGCAGUGCUACGCCUGCCGACAACCGCUGGAACGGGAAUCGUCUUGCUAUUCACGUGACGGCAACAUUUAUUGCAAAAACGAUUAUUAUAGUUUUUUUGGCACUCGCCGUUGCUCCCGGUGCCUGGCCUCCAUCAGCUCCAACGAGUUAGUAAUGCGCGCCCGGAACCUGGUAUUUCAUGUAAACUGCUUUUGUUGUACGGUAUGCCACACGCCGUUGACAAAAGGCGAUCAGUACGGCAUCAUUGAUGCGCUUAUAUACUGCAGGACCCACUACAGUAUAGCCCGGGAGGGAGACGCCGCCUCGUCCAGCAUGAGUGCCUCCUACCCGUACAACACGCAGUUCGGCUCGCCACAUAACGACUCCUCAAGCCCGCACUCGGAUCCCAGCCGGAGCAUUGUUCCUACGGGCAUAUUCGUCCCCGCGUCUCAUGUUAUCACCGGACUGCCACAACCGGCGCGCCAGAAAGGAAGGCCACGAAAGCGCAAGCCCAAGGACAUUGAGCCCUUCACCGCGAACAUAGAUCUUAACACGGAGUACGUUGACUUCGGCCGGGGAUCCCACAUGAGCUCCUCAUCGCGGACAAAACGAAUGCGCACCUCUUUUAAGCAUCACCAGUUACGAACUAUGAAGUCGUAUUUCGCCAUCAAUCAUAACCCUGACGCCAAGGAUCUAAAGCAGCUAUCGCAAAAAACAGGAUUACCAAAGAGAGUCCUACAGGUCUGGUUUCAAAACGCUCGCGCUAAAUGGCGUCGUAUGAUGAUGAAGCAGGAUGGAAGUGGGAUCCUAGAGAAGGGGGAUGGCGUUCUAGACCUUGACAGCAUUUCGGUACAUAGUCCCACAUCCUUUAUACUGGGAGGUCCAAACAGUACUCCGCCCCACAACCUCGACUAACAGCUGUUCAAGUUAAAAGAAAAAGGCGUUGAGAAUGUAAUCUGGGGGCCUCGGCUCAGUCCCUGUGCCGACUCCGGAUUUGGCCCAGAAACAAGCUGAACAGAAGCGGUUGGACUCGGUUAGAUUGCAAAAAAGCACAUAUUAUGAAAUAUGCAUCAAUAUAUGUAUAGCUCGUCUAGAAAUCUUUCUUAGACAAGCUGUUUUGUAGUCGUUUCUUAGCCAUAUCCUCAUUUAAACUGGGUUUUUAAACGUUCUACGAAUCAUUGAUGCCUAUAAAUCUUUGCCUCCCAUGUUAUUUCUGAAUCCAUUCUUUUCAUUUGUAAAUAGUCGUACAAGCUAAAACUUGCGUAGAAACAGGUUAUUGUUACAAAAUAAUGCUAUUUAAAACUUACUCAUGAUUAUUUGUGUAUAUAACAUUUGUAUAUCAACAUUUAAUAAAAUGGAUAUACAUAUAUAUAUGUAUUUAAUAUUUAUUGCCCAAAAUGUAAUAGUUAGUGAUGAAUUUAGUUUAUCAAAAGAAGUGAAUAACAAAUAACGCGUAUUGUAGUUUUUCGGUAUAUUAUUUGCAACGCCUAUAUCGCACGAUUAGAAUGCAUUAAAUUGGAGUUAAGGCGAAGAUAGGUGCAAUGAUCAUCAUAAACGAAGAAGCAAGUAAAAAAAAAUUGUACUUAAAAAUAGAUUAACCAUAAGUCUUACCAUAGAAGCCAAAUAAAAAUGAUUAAAAAUUAAAA